Staurois parvus is the source of this 789-nucleotide messenger RNA. The record is from the annotation of a GenBank genome assembly. Lineage: Eukaryota; Metazoa; Chordata; Amphibia; Anura; Ranidae.
AUGCCGGGACUGCUGGAGAACUGUGAGCGAUACUUCGGGAGCUCCGACCUGUACACUGUGCUCGGAGUGAGGAGGACGGCCGGGGAGGCGGAGAUCCGAAGAGGGUAUCACAAGACCUCGCUGAAGGUUCAUCCGGACCGGGUGUCCGAGGAGGAGAAGGACGAGGCCACGCUGAAGUUCCAGAUCCUUGGUAAAGUGUAUUCAGUUCUCUGUGACAAAGAGCAGCGAGCGGUCUAUGAUGAACAAGGGAUUGUGGAUGAGGACUCCGAUGCAAUUUCUCAAGACCGUAACUGGGAGGAGUAUUGGCGUUUGCUGUUUAAAAAGAUAACUGUGGACGAUAUCAAAGCAUAUGAAGAAAGGUACAGAGGAUCCGAUGAAGAGAGGACAGAUAUUAUACAAGCUUAUAUAGACUUUGAAGGAGACAUGGAUAACAUAAUGGACUCUGUAAUAUUUGCUGAUAUUGAAAAUGAGCCAAGGAUCAGAGAGAUCAUCCAGAAAGCCAUUAAGAAGAAGGAUGUUCCAGCCUACGAUAGCUUUGUAAAAGAAUCUAAGAAGAAACGGGAUCAGCGCAGGAAAAGGGCUGCUGAAGAAGCCCAAGAAGCAGAAGAAAUGAAACAGGAAUUGGGCCUAGGUGAUAAAGAUGAUGACUUAAAAGCUUUAAUUCAAAAAAAACAGAAGGAUCGAGAAAAGGAACUUGAUGGUUUUAUGGCACAAUUGGAAGCAAAAUACUGCAACAAUUCCAAAAAAGGGGGGAAAAAACCCACAGGGACAAAAAAAGGGAAAAAGUGA